AGAUUUUAUAUUUUAAAGAUUAAGCACAGACUAGGAUGUAAAGAAAACCAAUUAUCUCAAGUGAAUGCAGUAGGUAAAGUAUACAAUGAAAAAAAUAAUUGUGACAAGUUGUGGCAACCUGUAUGAUUUUUUUUCCCCCCACUCUGUUUGGGGAACCUUUCUAACCGGACAGAUUAACUCAGCACGUUUACAGCACCGACCGCUAGAUGGCAGUGUUAGCUUUAGCUGUUAGCUAAAACUGAAGGAAGCGUUCUCAUUUGUAACACGUUGGUUGUAAACAACUAAUACUUGCUUUUGAUUUUACAUUUAUUUUAACAAUUAUUUCAGUUGGUGUUUUGUAUUAUGUUUUAGGGUUUUUGUUAUAUUUUACCUAAAAUUGUAUUUUAUUGUUUUAAUUUGGCCAGGAACUGUUAGUUUUAGGAGGAGCUUGCUAGCUUUAGCAUGUUUUUAGCUCCGAGAUGGAAACAACUUGACGCUCAGGGAGCUAAAGAGAAGCAGUGCAAUGAUUAAAUUGUUGCCUCCUGAAGUUCAGGGGCACCUUCGCUCCGGCGUGGCCAUCCCUUCCCUGCAGCAGUGCGUGGAGGAGCUCGUUUUGAACAGCAUCGAUGCCGGGGCGACCUGCGUGGGUGUCCGAAUGGACCUGGAGGCUUUUAAAGUCCAGGUGAUCGACAACGGUGCCGGGAUGAACGCCGAGGACAUGGAGCGUGUGGGAACCCGGUACCACACAAGCAAAUGUGGCUCUUUGGAAGACCUGGACAACAUCAAAUCUCAUGGUUUUAGAGGAGAGGCAUUGGCAAGUAUUGUUUCCAUGGCAACGCUUGUUGAAAUCUCAUCCCGUCCCAGGGCGUCUGCUAAAACCCACGUGAAGCUGUUCAAAGACGGGAGGGGCGUGGAUGUCUUUGAAGCGGAGACUGACAGACCCUCUGCAGGAACGACCGUCAUCAUCUGUAACUUCUUCCACAACAUGCCGGUGCGGAGGAGGAGGCUGGAUCCUGUGCUGGAGGGGGAACGGAUCAGACACAGGGUGGAGGCCGUUUCCCUCAUGCACCCAUCUGUGUCCUUCACCCUGAAAAAUGACAGCACUGGAGCCAUGAUGGUGCAGCUCCCAAAAGCUAAAAGCACUUACCACAGGUUUUUGCAGAUCCACGGCCUCACGCGAGCAGAGAAGCUUGGAGAAAUCUCUCACACCUACAAGCAAUUUGAAGCAGUGGGGUACCUUGGCAAAGAGGGGCACUACAAUAACAGCUUGCAGUUCCUGUAUGUAAACGAAAGGCUGCUGUUGAAAACAAGGAUCCACAAACUGUUGAACCUCCUCCUGCGCAGACUGAGACAGAAACCGGACACUUCAGAUGGACCUCCUGUCCUCAAAAGUCCAAAGAAUAAGCAAACCCAUGAGCUUUUUGGUGUCUACAUCCUCAACAUUAAAUGUUCUUACUCCGAGUAUGAUAUUUGCUUUGAACCGGCCAAAACUCUAAUAGAGUUUAAAGACUGGGAAGAGGUUUUACUUUGUGUUGAAGAAGCAGUAAAAGCCUUUCUGAGGAGGGAGAACUUGACGUCCGAGUUUUCUCAGGAGGACUUGGACUUCGUGUCUCCAAAAGUGUUUGGCCCUUCUAGAGCAGAUCAAGAGGUGGACCAAACUAGAGCAGCGCCCCCAGACAUUUCCACCAUGGACUGCAGCGUUGGAAUGAAACUUGCAUCUGAAUUUGUUCACCGUAGGAGGACAGAUGGUGGGGCUUGCCCAGAGCCUGGUCUGACUAAAAACAAAACCGAAGAGACUGAAGAAUCAGGACAAACGGGCGCAUCUGUAGAUGAGUCACAAACAACAACCCAAGUUGAGUCAGAAGGCAGUGGAGGGGUUAAAAAUGCAAAGAUGCCAAAUGAGCAUGAGUGGGAACUUUCAGAAGAUGUGAGACAAAGCGGUAGCUCCACCUGCAGCUUCUCUCAGCUGGUUUCAAAUGACUUAAACUGCUCUAAAUGUAUAAUCAACAUACAUAACACAGGCAGACCACAACAGUCCUUAGAAAGCAACAGAAAAAUCAGCCUGUCUGAACCAGUUAUUCACAAUAUUCUGCAAAUUCCUAAACAGUCCCAAACUAACAAGGUCACAUUUCCAGAGCAGAGGUUAGAAAAAAAUAGCCAGGAUAAAUACAUAGCACCAAAACGCAAAAUCUCUCUGAAUACUGCUCCGGACAGAUCCACUGAAAAUCCACACAGAGACCUUUCUUCUAACCCCCCCACAAAGAUUUCCAGAAUAUUUCCUUGUCAGAAACCGUCUGUAUUUAAGGAAUCUGGAUCCCUUGAUAGGUUUAGACGAAUGUAUGCUCAAUCUGGUGAGAUGAAACUACCUCGUCAGCAUCAACAGAAAGGACCUCAAACGUCCAGCCGUGUUAUAAUUUCCUCAAGUUUGUCCUUUUGUAACAAUGAUCUGAAGGAGCCUAAAACCACUGAGGCACAAGGGGAUGAGGAGAAGCAGAGUUCCUCCCUAAAUCCACCAUGCUUCUCCACUGUGAAAACUACGAAUAAAAAUAAAUUAUCUUUCUCUGCAAAACUUUCCCAGUUAAAGGAAAAAAGGAAAGAAGAUGCAGAAGUUUCUCUGCAUGCGUCCAGCAGUAUGUUGGAGAAAAAUAUAUGCAAUAAAGGCACAGAGGAGGAUAGCACUAGUCAGAAUCCUCCAAACACUGCAGUGUAUGCUGGGUCAAGCCCACGCCACAGGACAAGUCCUCAUCAGACUGGGAAUGAGGAAGACUCAGCAUCCAGCGUUUGGCUUCAUCACUACAACACAUACGUCGGACAGACUGUAUAUGUCAACAGAAUGACCGGACUCAGCAGAUACGACAACCCAGCCGAGGAAACACAAGUGCCCUGCACGUCCGAUGUCACCAAUAUGGCAGUUAGUGUCUUCUCUGAAACGGCUGUAGGGAUGGAGUACAGGUGUUACCCAUUUCAGUUGGCUGUAGUGUUGCCUUUCCUGCCUAAAUCCAGGUCAGAGAGGCUGAUUAGCUCAGGGCUUGAUUGCGGAGAUGCUGCCACCGAAAGCUCCAACUCCCUCUCUGUGAUGUACUCUAAAUGGAAGAAUCCUGUAUUUGUCCAACCCCCCGAGGUCGGUGUGGACAUUUCUGGAGGGCAAGCGGACGGGUUGGUUGUGAAAAUCCACAGUGUUUUGUUUCCUUACCGUUUAUCCAAAGCCAUGAUUCACUCAAUGAAGGUCAUUGAUCAAGUGGAUAAGAAGUUUCUUGCGUGUCUUAUCAACACAAGUGAGGAAGAGCUCACAUUAGAGGGUGAAACUGAAGGAAAUCUGCUGGUGCUGGUGGAUCAGCAUGCUGCGCACGAGAGAGUUCGACUUGAAAACCUCAUCACAGAUUCAUACGAGGACAUCCCAGAAACAUUUGGAGAGAAGUGGCUGUGCUCAUCGAGCAUUGUUCCACCUCUGGAGAUCAGUGUAACAGAAGAGGAGCUCAGGCUGCUCAGCUCGUGCAGGUCACAGUUAAGGAGUUUGGGCCUUGAAGUUACUUUUUCAGAGACACAAAUGUCCUCUGUGUUUGUGGGGAAGGUGCCACGGUGCUUUUUGGAAAAGGAGACUAAUGAGCUGAAAAGAGGUAGACCAUCCAUUAUCAAGACCAUUGUUGAGGAGUUUCUUCAAGAGCAGAUUGAAUUACUACUCUCCACUGGCAGGGUGAAAGGGACUCUGCCCAUCACUGUGCUGAAAGUCCUCGCCUCGCUCGCGUGCCAUGGUGCUGUCAAGUUCAAUGAUGUUCUAAACAGGGACGAAUGCCACAGCUUAGUGGCGUCUUUGUCUUCUUGCCAGCUGCCCUUCCAAUGCGCCCACGGCCGUCCCUCCAUCGCACCUCUGGUAGACAUCAAUCAUUUGGAUGAAGACCCAAAGGAUGUCCAGAAACCAAAUCUGAAAAAGCUGAGAAGAAUGUAUGAAGAGUGGAAGCUCCGUGGGAAUAUCUAAGUGUGCUCAUUCAAUACUAAAUGUGUAGCGACCUAAAUCACUUCAUAAAAUCAUAUUUAUUAAACAA
Molecule: messenger RNA, 4022 nt
Organism: Oryzias melastigma (Indian medaka)
Lineage: Eukaryota; Metazoa; Chordata; Actinopteri; Beloniformes; Adrianichthyidae
Gene: mlh3
Product: mutL homolog 3 (E. coli)
Exons: 12
Coding region: 503-3955 (1150 amino acids)
Biological process (GO): mismatch repair
Cellular component (GO): mismatch repair complex
Molecular function (GO): mismatched DNA binding; ATP-dependent DNA damage sensor activity; ATP hydrolysis activity
Source: RefSeq, a predicted model, not a curated record